This is a messenger RNA of Scatophagus argus, 4173 nucleotides long. RefSeq names its product glypican 3 (gene gpc3). NCBI's taxonomy places the organism in Eukaryota, Metazoa, Chordata, Actinopteri, Scatophagidae. The coding region runs from base 492 to 2240 and encodes 582 amino acids. The transcript is spliced from 8 exons. The record is from RefSeq and is a predicted model, not a curated record. Gene Ontology annotation, cellular component: cell surface; plasma membrane; extracellular region. Gene Ontology annotation, biological process: positive regulation of canonical Wnt signaling pathway; regulation of protein localization to membrane; cell migration.
GUCUAACACAACAGCUCGAGAAGCCCAUUAGUCCUCGCCCUGCGUCUCCCCUCCUGCAGCCGCACAGGGCCAGUGUAUCAACCAGCAUCACCACUGCUACACGAGAGGGGAUAUCAUCAUAGGCGCAGGUUCACGCGGUGGCGCACGCGCUUUUUUUUUUGGAGAGAGCGCGCCGCGCAUGUAUCAGGGGCUCGUUGGUCUGCGCGGCGAGCAGAGAGUCAGUGCCGCAAGUGAAGAGGGACUCAUAAGUUACCAGCAUCGGCGUAGCUUCAGCAAGACGCACAGCAGAGCAGCUUCUCAGGCGGGUGGAGUGUCGGGUAGGGAGUUGGAGAGAGAGAAAAAGAAGGCGGAAAAGCAGAAGGAUGCUGAUCCGAGUCUUGGCGGGAGCUCCAGCUUCACCUCAUCAGCGCCAACGCGGGAACCUCUUCUAACUUUGAACGCGUUUAAGUUUAUCGCGGCUGCUCUGUUCUCUGCUCACCUGCCCACCUGCCAUGCUCGGCCCGUUCAUCCACAGCGCGCUCUUCCUGUGCGCCUUCCUCCAGCUGUUCUCCCUGCCCGCCGGACAGGUGCCAAACUGCCAGGAGGUGCGCACGGUCUUUCACUCUCUGCAUCCGGGCUCCAAGUGGGUCCCCGAAAACCCAGUGUCAGGUGCGGAUCUGCAGGUUUGCCAAACCAAAGGCCUGACCUGCUGUUCUAAGAAGAUGGAGGAGCGGUAUCAGGUGGCUGCACGCAGCAACAUGGAGUCUGGCCUGCAGGUUGUCAGUGCUCAACUCAAACACCUCAUCAUCCAGAAUGCUGCCAUAUUCCAAGAGGCCUUUGACCUGGUGCUGCGUCACGGCCGUAACUCCACCCUGACCAUGCUGAAAUCAGAGUUCCCGGGUCUGGGAGCGGGAGCCCAGAGCUCUGUGGGGCAGCUCUUCCUGGACAUGUCUCUCUACAUCCUGGGCUCAGACUCCAUAGUGGAGUACAUGGUGGAGGUGCUCUACGGUCGCCUUUUCCCCCUGACAUACCGCCGCCUGCUGGGGGGCAGCGUAUCCUCUGUGUCUGAUGAGUGCAUAAGAGGAGCCUGGAAGGACUCAGGAGCAUUUGGCCCUUAUCCCAAACUGAUGAUUACCCGUCUGUCUCGCUCCCUCCUGGCCACAAGAGUCUUCCUGCAAGCACUGAACCUGGGCAUUGAAGUUGUCAACACCACCGACCACCUGCGGCCCGGCAGGGACUGUAGCCGGGCCCUGCUGAGGCUGUGGUAUUGCCCACACUGCCAGGGCAUGCUGGGGCCGCCAGCUUGCAAAGGCUUCUGUCAGGCGGUGAUGCACGGCUGCCUGGGGGGAGCGUCCGAGGUGCAGCCUCACUGGAGGAGCUACGUAGACGGACUGGGGAAGCUGGCUGGUGCCAUGAGGGGAGAGCACGACAUGGAGGCUGUUGUCCUGAGGCUGCCUGCAAUGAUCAAACUGGCUGUCAAGCACGCUGUGAACGCCCGCACCCGUCUCAAUGCCCUGGUGAGCGGGAUGUGUGGAAACGCUCCCCAGCGAGCCUCUCGCUCGGUCCGAUCCCCUCCUCCCCAGCUUCCUGCUGCCUCAACAGCCCGCAACGCACAGCCCUCAUCCGCGGACUCUGAUGAGACUUUGGCUGGGCUCCGCAGGGAGUUCAUAUCCAACCUGAGGGGCUUCAGCUCCUUCUACAGUGGUCUCGGGGAGGCGCUGUGCAGCCGUGAGCCUGCUCCAGUGAACCACUCCCUCUGCUGGAAUGGGCAGGAGAUGACAGACAGGUUUCCUGGACCUGGCCUGAAGCGAUCGCACUCUGAGUCCCGAAGCAACAAGCCCCCGGAGCCAAUCAUCAGCCAGAUUAUAGACAAACUCAAACACAUCAACCAGCUUCUGCAGCUGGUGACGGUAUCUGAGAAACGCUGGAGAGCCCGGUCGCGUGGAGGCGGAGGUGGGGUGGACAGGUGGAACGACGACGGUGAAGAGGGGUUCGAGAGUGGUGACUGUGACGAUGAAGAUGAGUGUGCCGGAGUGUCAGGGCUGGGGCCGCCACCGAGACGUAAACGGUUGCGCAUCUUUUCAGACUUGGCGGAUAACCUGGCAAUGGACGACUUCACCUUCCAGGAGCAGCUCCUGACCCCUCGCUUAGCCACAGCUGGGGUUGGAGGCGUCUCCUCACCUGCGGCUCCGCUGUGGAGGAGCUACCUGGUGCUGACGCUCCCCGGGAUGCUUUCUCUGAUCCUGAUUUGUCUCCACUGACCAGUGCACUCACACACUCCCAUCACCUCUUUACCUUAGGAUUCAAUACAAACUCUGUGGGAUGGGGCAAACUUCUUUUGUUUAAUUUUUUUUGUUUGUUUUUUUUUGUUAAUGGAAGCACGGACAACAAAAAAAAGGCUACAUUUAUCUGUCUCAGCAAGAAGCUGUGUCAUGUUAUUCAAAAUCAUUGGAUGUUCCCUACAAACUUAUAAAAGCACACCAGAUAAACCAGUGGCAAUGUGUAAAUAAGAAACUUGACCUCUGGGACACUCCCACUACCCUUAAUACAACUUUUAUGCCCGCUUGUUUCACCUCCUCUCUGCUCUCAUACUGACUUCUGUAUAACAACAAAGUGACGGAUCUGCUCAUCAUUUGACUUUUUUGUUGCGCACCCGCAAGAGGGGAGCUACUUGGAGAACAGACAAACAGACCUUUUUAAAAUGCUCCCAGUCUCCAACUAGUUAUUGCCUUGCAGAAACAAGUCGGAAGAAGAAGAAAACUUUUACUGCUCUCCCCCAUUGGCAGUAAACGAUUUUCUCCUGCUGGGGAGCUGCUGUGAACUCCUUAUCCCCAGACGCCCGUGUUAAAUCCUUAUUUGUACUUUGAAAUGCUCUGUUACAACUUAAAACACCCUCUUUCUUUCUCAUCGUUUGUGUCCUCUUGAUGACUAAAUUAUUUCACUCCCACCAACAGUAAAGACUUUUUUAACAGUAACAGCCCUGAGAUAAAAAAAAAAAAACUUAACAAAAAUAACAUUGAGGUUACAUCUCCAAAUCAGCCUGAUAACUGUACAGAUGUAUGUUUCUCUGUGUUGAAAUAGUGGCAUAUUCCACAAGAAAAUGUGGACUGAAUUAUUGCUUGGACUGUGAAGCAUUGCUGUGCACUGUGGGUAAAGCGCAGAGUAAUAUGAGACAUAAUGUGUAAAAAUGUGUGUAAAUUAAUUUUGUAAUGUUAGUUUGCUUUGGCUACGCGUUUUUAGAGUCUGGCCUUUGUAUUUAAUUUUCGUUUGAACCAGAAGUCAGAUUUUUUAAAUUAUUUGUAUAAUUUUGUUUGGUUUUCAAAAUGAAAUGUGAUGAAAACUGGUUUCCAUCUCCCACAUUUAGACUGCAAGACAUGAUGGAUGCUUGGAAAGAUACUAAUUAAAGACUGAAAGUGCAUCUGCUGCCACCCAGCUGACUUCACAGCUAUGAACCAGACUAAACAUUCAUCCAUAUUAGCUAUACAGGCUCAUCCUCGAGGGUCACAGGACACCGGAGCCAAUCCCAGCGGACACUGGAUUAGAGGCAGGGUGUACCCUGGAGUGGACAAGUUGCCAAUCAGUCACAUGACAGAGACAGACAACCAUGCAGGGUCACAUUCAGGGAGUUUAAACUCACUAAUUAAAUGCAUGUCUUUGGACUGUAGGAGGAAACCGGAGCACCUGGAGAAAACCUGCACAGGCAUGGAGAGGACAUGUAAACUCCACACAGAAACGUCCCAAGUGAUUUGACUCAUCAGUUCAGGAAGUGUAACUAAUAAUGAUAACAACAUCAGCUCUGCUGCAUUUAGAUGUGGCUGGAAGUGAACCAGCACUUCCAGAGCACCAGGGGCCUGACACUGAAACAUCUAAAUGAAAUGCAGUGCUAAUUAAUGUCAUUAGUCACACCUGUGUUUGUCGUGAGACGUCAAACAGCCCAUGUCACACCCGGAAUCCUGGUCGCUGAUAAAACUAAUGCUCUGCAACAUCUUCAGUUAAAUAUUGAUGAGGAAAGUACAAUGUAUGAUAAACUGAACAUGUUUUACAGUUUUGUGGGGGUUUUUGUUGUCUACAUGUUUGAAUAUUAAUUUAUAAAGGACAUGAAGGUUUUCUUAUUUAAUGUUUUGUAUCAGUCAUGAUGGGAGACAUGUUCAUAAUGACAUAAAAUUGUUACUGCAAACCCAUUUCUGAUAUUUU